Rhincodon typus (whale shark) is the source of this 1950-nucleotide messenger RNA. RefSeq lists its product as uncharacterized. Bases 41 to 364 code for a protein of 107 amino acids. NCBI's taxonomy places the organism in Eukaryota, Metazoa, Chordata, Chondrichthyes, Orectolobiformes, Rhincodontidae. The transcript has 2 exons. The record is from RefSeq and is a predicted model, not a curated record.
AGCGGAAGUGUUGGCGGUGAGUCUGGAGUUUCGGGUGGGAAUGAUUCGGGUUGGACACGGGACUGGGAUCCGGGGAGCGGCCCGGAGGCUUCUGCAUCUCUCCCGGGCCAGGCUGUCAGGAGAACCGGUGACUGGGGAGGGAGACAGGAAGGCUGCUCUGGACCUGACCCUGCUCCCGUACCUGGUGUGUCCCCUGUCCAGAAAGCAGCUCAGGUAUGAUGAAUCCUCCAAUCAGCUGAUCAAUGAUGAGUUGGGAAUAGCCUAUCCUGUUGUCGAUGGAAUUCCCAACAUGAUCCCUCAGGAUGCAAAGUUAAUUCGCAAGAGUGAAGACAGACCCAAGGAGGAAGAACUUUCACAGCAGUAAACGGAUCACACAUUGCUUCUGGAAUAUCUGGAAGUGGUGGGGAACUCUGGAAGUUUGAGAUUAUUUUAAAGGGAGGGAGUUUAUCUUGUAUGUGAGAUAAUGACAAUCCAUCUGUCAACUCUGACAGUGCUGGUUCCCCUGUUCUCUUUAGCUGGGCUGUUGUACUCAGCUACAUUUGACAAGGAUUUUCCACAGGGCUGCACUAGUAUGGCCAGCUUGUGUUUCUACAGCCUACUACUCCCCAUUACUAUCCCAGUGUUUGUAUUCUUUCACCUAUGGAGCUGGAUGGGGAUUAAACUUUUCAGGCAUAACUAAUUUGAGUUUAAAAGCUAUUGCAUGUGAUGAUGUUGGUGGUGACCUGAUGGCAUCAACCCCUCAAGUGAAAUUUAGUUUCAGUAACAAGGUUUUUUCAUUGGCUUGGAAGUAUUUAGAAUCUUGAGUUUAUUAUUGGUGGAAAGUGGCACCGUUUUGGUUAACUUCCUUACACACAAAAUGCUAGGCAUUCACUUUUGCCUCAUCAUGGUACAUUUUCUGGUAAUGUUCAGUUCCAUUGGCUUCAUUCCCAGUGACUGCAGUGCAGGAAACAUUAACAGGCAGUCCAUUUAAACCAGUUCAAUAUGGAUUUCUGUCUUGGAGAAACAGCUUAACCAAAGUCACGUCAAAUUCCACCACAAUGUCAGGUGCAAAUAAACUAUGGAAAUUCAUUAUAACAAAUGGUUUAAUUUUGGUGCUUUUGACCUUGCAUUCUAAGACACUUGCUGUUUGCCUGGGUAUUUAGCCACACUUGUGGUCUGUAUUUGAGCUUCCUUGCUCUGUAUUCUAUUACUUUCAGACGUUGCUUGGUAGGUAGUACAAUGAUCUCUUGAUUCAGAAGGUUGUAGUUCAAGUUCCGUUUGCUGAUGCUCCAGCGUAGUACAGAGGAAGUAUCGCAUUGUCAAAAGUGCUCUCUCUUAAAUGUUAACCAAGGCCCUGUCUGCCCCCUUGGGUAGAAGUAAAAUCUUCCAUGGUGCUAUUUAAAAGAAAAGGGGAGUUUUCAUUGGCUAUCUGACUAAUGUCUAUCCUUCAAGCAACAAUGUUUGAAAAAAAAAAGUUAUCUGGCAAAUAUCAUAUUGAUGUUUGUGGGAACUUCCUGGGCAUAUGUUGGCUGUCACAUUUCCAAUGUUUCAACCAUGACUACACUUCAAAAGGUACUUCAGAAUGGCCCAAAGUGUAUUAUAAUUAAUGAAGUACCUUAUGAGGGGGAAGUAACAAAGUGCUGGAGAAAGCCUGGCAGCAGCUGUGGAGGAAGAAACAGAGCUAACAUUUCAAGUACAGUAUGACUCUUCCUGCACUUGCAGUAUUUUGCUUUUAUUAGAACAAGUAGCCCUUUCUUUACUGAAUUUUCUUCAGAAGAAGCCAGGCACAGAAUAGGCUAGAGUCACUCUGGGGCAGAAGUUGCUGAAAACUUGUUACAACCAUGGAAUGAUCCUUCAUUGUAAACUAAGUUACUGGUAAUGAGCAGUUCUAGUCCUCUACAUGUUGAAAGCAGAUGAUUAUUUCCAUAUCAUGCAGUUUGAGUUAUCUUAAAUAAAGCAAUUUGAAGCAAA